UUAAAAUAAAGAAAUAAUUGAAAAUGAAGAAAAAAUAUUUAGUGAUUUUUUUCAUCUUGCUCUUAAUUUCUGGACUAGUUGCCAAGAGAUCCUCCAGAUCGAGGAAAAAAGGAGGUUAUAGUCGAACUUCAAGGAGAUCUAGGACUUCAGGAAGCCGAUCAUCAGGUUCCUGAGCUGGCAAUACUAUGACCUGUGUUGUAAUUCCAUUAAUAUGUGCUUUUGCUUUCAUAUUUCUCAUUGGCAUCGGAAUUUUACUAUGGUGAUGGUACUCCAAGCAAAGGAAAAGAAGAAAACUAAGGUUAAUCCAAAAAGCUAAAGAUGAAGAAGAACCAUCAAAGCUACAAAAAAUGCAGAUUGACAAUGAUGCUCUGAUGCAACAGCAGAUGUAUGCUGCACAACCUGAGUAUAUAGCCAAUCCUGCAGAAAUGAUGCAACCUCCACAGCUUGACUUCCAAGGAAUCGAUAAUCAUUCGGUUCCUGUACAGUAUUUUUAUAUGAACGGAUCUAACAAAUAUAUGAACAUUAAUCUGAUGUCUGAUAACAACCCUGAAAUGCAGCUUAGGCAGGACCCCAAAGUCCCAGGAGUUAACGGUCCACCUAUUAUCACUCCAGAAGCCUUAUCUCUCAGCCCUGGUGUCCAGUACGAUCCUAUUAUCAUGCCUGCUCCAGCACAGCCUGUGCAGCCAUCUUGAGACGUUGACAAGACCUGUCUCUGCAACAAGGCCAAAUAUGAACAAGGUUCAUCCAGAGCCAAAACAACUUAUGUCAGAAGAAAGAUUAGCUGAUUAUGAAGAUAAAGAAGAUUGGUAAAAUUAAGGAAAGGAGAAUGUUUA
Messenger RNA from Moneuplotes crassus, 833 nucleotides. NCBI's taxonomy places the organism in Eukaryota, Ciliophora, Spirotrichea, Euplotida, Euplotidae. The record is from the annotation of a GenBank genome assembly.